This is a messenger RNA of Impatiens glandulifera, 1184 nucleotides long. Its product is annotated as 2-alkenal reductase (NADP(+)-dependent)-like. The transcript has 4 exons. NCBI's taxonomy places the organism in Eukaryota, Viridiplantae, Streptophyta, Magnoliopsida, Ericales, Balsaminaceae. The coding region runs from base 50 to 1087 and encodes 345 amino acids. Gene Ontology annotation, molecular function: 2-alkenal reductase [NAD(P)H] activity. The record is from RefSeq and is a predicted model, not a curated record.
CUUCACACAUUCUCCACUUUCAUUUCCUGCCCUUUUGAGCAGAGUAGCAAUGGCGGCGGAAGCGAGCAACAAGCAGAUAACUUUGAAGAAUUACGUGACUGGUUUCCCCAAAGAGUCGGAUUUGGAGGUGAAGAUUACCACCACUCGUCUCAAGGUCCCGGAAGCUACUCCCAACGCGAUUCUCGUCAAGAAUCUCUAUCUCUCCUGCGAUCCUUACAUGCGGAAUCGCAUGUCCAAGCUCGAAGGAAGCUACAUCGACUCCUUCAUAGUUGGCUCUCCUAUAAUAGGACUUGGUGUGGCUAAAGUUAUAGACUCCACAAAUCCAGAAUUCAAGAAAGACGACUUGUUUUGGGGAUUUACUGGAUGGGAAGAGUAUAGUCUUAUAACGGAUACGCAAUCGUUGUUUAAGAUUCAACACACAGAAGUCCCGCUUUCUUAUUAUACAGGAAUUCUUGGCAUGCCUGGUAUGACUGCUUAUGCUGGUUUUUAUGAGAUAUGUUCACCUAAGAAAGGAGAAAAAGUGUUCAUAUCGGCUGCAGCUGGGGCGGUUGGUCAGCUUGUAGGUCAAUUUGCAAAGUUGCUUGGAUGCUAUGUUGUUGGAAGUGCUGGGAGUAGAGAAAAGGUGGAUCUGUUGAAGAACAAGUUCGGGUUUGAUGAAGCUUUUAACUACAAAGAAGAGGAAGAAGACCUCAAUGCAGCUCUCAAAAGGUACUUUCCAGAAGGUAUUGACAUUUACUUUGAGAAUGUUGGGGGAAAGAUGCUUGAAGCAGUCCUCCUGAACAUGAGAUUACAUGGGCGUAUUGCAGUGUGCGGAAUGAUAUCGGAGUACAACCUUGAGAAGCCACCGGGCGUUCAGAACUUGUUCAACCUCAUCUCAAAACGAAUUCGAAUGGAAGGAUUUGCAGUUUUCGAUUACUAUCACCUCUACACAAAGUUCUUGGAAAUGAUUCUGCCCCAUAUUAAAGAAGGAAAAGUUGAUUAUGUUGAAGACAUAGCUGAAGGCCUGGAGAAUGGACCGGCAGCUUUGGUUGGCCUCUUUUCUGGCCGGAAUGUGGGGAAGCAACUGGUUGUGGUUGCUCAUGAAUAAAAUAAAUAAAGUUCUCCAGUUUGAGAAUGAUAUCCAGUGUUUGUUCUAUACAAAGACCUUAAUAAUAAUGAAUAAUAUUGAUUGUAUCUUUUAUUUA